Messenger RNA from Meloidogyne enterolobii, 261 nucleotides. The record is from the annotation of a GenBank genome assembly. Lineage: Eukaryota; Metazoa; Nematoda; Chromadorea; Rhabditida; Meloidogynidae.
UUUUCUCCUGGCUUAAAAUUAAUUUUUUUUUCUCUCCUUUUCUAUUUAAAAAUGAAAAUAACAGAUCAUCGCAAACUGAGGAGAGCACAUUUAAAAAAUAUACGUGAAAGAGAACGUGUUGUUUAUGUUAACAAGGCAUUUUUAAUGCUACGUGCAUGUUUGCCACAAAUGAGAGGAAGGAAAAGACGUGUUUCCAAACUAAAAUUGUUGAGAGCUGCAGUAGAACAUAUAAAAUCUUUAGAGAUAAUUUUGAGAAAUUAA